AUGGUACAACUCCAAAUCAUAUGACUGACUUUGGUCAUUGUGAAUUUUUCUUCAUUCACAAGGUGGUGGCGUAGAGUAAGAUUAUAGCCGAAAUAAUCUAGUGUUUUACGAUUUUUAGUGUUAAUCCCGUGGUGAACAAGGCGCGAAGAUGGCUCUAAGCGACGCAGAUGUCCAGAAACAGAUCAAGCAUAUGAUGGCUUUCAUUGAGCAAGAAGCCAAUGAAAAGGCCGAGGAGAUUGAUGCAAAGGCAGAAGAAGAGUUCAAUAUCGAAAAGGGACGUCUUGUGCAGCAGCAACGUCUCAAGAUCAUGGAAUACUAUGAGAAGAAGGAGAAACAAGUUGAACUCCAAAAGAAGAUUCAAUCUUCCAACAUGCUCAAUCAGGCUCGUCUAAAGGUGCUGAAAGUUCGCGAGGAUCAUGUUAGAAACUUGCUAGAUGAAGCUCGACGACGUCUAGGAGAGGUCACAAAAGACCAAUCUCGAUACGCUGACGUUCUUCGCACUCUUGUUGUUCAGGGAUUAUUCCAACUCAUGGAGCCAAAUGUGAUCUUAAAGGCUCGUCAGGUGGAUCAUAACAUUGUGCAAAGUGUUUUGCCACGUGCUGUGGAGGAGUACAAAGAUAAAAUCGGCAAGGAUGUCGUGAUAACAUUGGACACGGAAAACUUCCUGCCGGCUGAUGCAUGCGGUGGUAUUGAGUUGUCUGCCCUGAAUGGGCGCAUCCGUGUACCCAACACCCUUGAGUCGCGUUUGGAACUAAUUUCGGCUCAAUUGCUUCCAGCUGUGCGUACUGCACUCUUUGGACGCAAUGCCAAUCGUAAAUUCACAGAUUAAGAAGGCUUUUGCGCCCACAGUCUAAAUUAUCCCAUUCUUAUCCAGAGGAUACAAAUAAAAAAAAAAGAAACGGACGCUUUGAAAAAUUUCACACAUUCCCCAAUCAUUUUCAAAAUUUUCCCCAAUUAUUUUCUCUCAUUUUAAAUAAAAAUCCUCAGCAUAUGAGGUGCUAAACGACGGCGAUAUACUCUCAAAUUGACAAAUUAAUGCUGCCUCCUAUAUGAAAUUUAUUGAAUCCUCUCACAAUUGGCUCUCACAAUUGUCAACAGCAUCUUGCUUUGCAGUCACCAAAGUGCUACUGAGAUAAAGCAGCAGCUCAAAAAUUUCCAUCAUAAUUUCUCCUCUCACUUUGCUGCCAGUUUUUCAAAGCAAUUCGAUGAUUGGGCGACCCAAUUGUGAGUCUACAUAGGUCUCUGGGUUUAUGUUUUUGCACAAUUUGACAAUUUGUCUCCUUUUUUUUUAUUUGAUUUCAUUUUAUUAUGUUCUUGCUGUAUCCUUCCUGCUCAAAAAAAAAUCAGUGAUAUUCUCAAGAUCACCUGACGAUCACCUCGAGUUUUGCAAAAACACCACCCUUUGCGCGCCCUUAACAAAAACCUUGCAAUAUAAUCCCCAAAAUCAUUCUUUAGUUCUCCGUAAAAGUUAUUUCCUUGUAGUAUAAAACUCCUUUAAAUAUUCUGUCGCGUUGUCAUGCUGUUAAUUAUGCUGAAACAUUUAAAUGAAAAAAAAAUACUUGCAUUGUGUAAUAUUUGAGAUAAUAAAACCGUAAUGUUAUAUAUAUAUA
Molecule: messenger RNA, 1610 nt
Organism: Lutzomyia longipalpis
Lineage: Eukaryota; Metazoa; Arthropoda; Insecta; Diptera; Psychodidae
Gene: Vha26
Product: V-type proton ATPase subunit E
Exons: 4
Coding region: 149-829 (226 amino acids)
Biological process (GO): proton transmembrane transport
Cellular component (GO): proton-transporting two-sector ATPase complex, catalytic domain
Molecular function (GO): proton-transporting ATPase activity, rotational mechanism
Source: RefSeq, a predicted model, not a curated record